UGUAGCUAUCUUAGUCUCUUCCUGUGUCACUGAAAACAACGUGCCUGGCCAACUUUAAAUUGGCAAAAAUUUAAUGAUAGACAGCAUUUGCGAUUUGUCUUUUGAUUUAAAACGCGCCAAAAAGUUCAAAAGAUAGUUGCGAUAAUUAUGCCAGUUUGCUUUGUAUUUCAUACAAACCUUAAGUUUUCACAAGUUUCUUAUAGUAGAACUUCCAAAGAGUUAUCGAAACCUAAGCAAAAUUUAUUACGAGUCGUAUACACUACUCAAGCCGUCUUCUUCAAAGAGACUGAGAAGACCAAGUCUUCUGAACCUGUUACAGUGACCAGUAUUCCUAGUACAGCUUCAAAGUCAGUAAGUUUUGAUGGGCAAUUGAACAAGUCGCCGGUUUCCAGUGAAUCGUCACGAAAAAAUAUAUCUCUAGACUCUACAAAGAUAAAGGAAUACUCCUCAAAGCUUCUCAGUGAUGUGUCCUCUCGACCUGCCUAUUAUGGUCAAAUUGCAUUGGCUACUCUCGUUGGCAUAAUAUGCCUGCAAAUAAUAGGGUCUAUCGAAGAAUCAUUGAAUCAUAUUCCAAUACUACCCAGUCUAUUGGAACUGGUUGGCAUAGUGUAUACUGCGUUCUUUGCUUGGCGCUAUGUGUCCUAUCCUGAAACAAGAAGCGAAGUUGAAAAAACUCUCAGAAACAUUGUCUCAAAGUUGAACUUGAACAAGUAAUUGCUUUGUCUUAAAAAGGAGUUUGGGUACUAUGGGUUUCUGUUUCUUUCCGUACUCUUUUCAAAUAAAUUUAUUUCUCGUAUC
Galdieria sulphuraria is the source of this 798-nucleotide messenger RNA. RefSeq lists its product as uncharacterized. NCBI's taxonomy places the organism in Eukaryota, Rhodophyta, Bangiophyceae, Galdieriales, Galdieriaceae. The coding region runs from base 148 to 714 and encodes 188 amino acids. Gene Ontology annotation, cellular component: thylakoid. The record is from RefSeq and is a predicted model, not a curated record. The transcript is spliced from 4 exons.